Messenger RNA from Drosophila willistoni, 6868 nucleotides. It is a transcript of the gene DNApol-epsilon255, whose product is annotated as DNA polymerase epsilon catalytic subunit 1. Lineage: Eukaryota; Metazoa; Arthropoda; Insecta; Diptera; Drosophilidae. Gene Ontology annotation, molecular function: DNA binding; zinc ion binding; single-stranded DNA 3'-5' DNA exonuclease activity. Bases 56 to 6811 code for a protein of 2251 amino acids. The record is from RefSeq and is a predicted model, not a curated record. The transcript has 4 exons. Gene Ontology annotation, cellular component: epsilon DNA polymerase complex; nucleus. Gene Ontology annotation, biological process: nucleotide-excision repair, DNA gap filling; mitotic cell cycle; leading strand elongation.
UGGCGGCAAAUCGUAAUGUUGUUUUGUUGAUUUUUAUUUAUUAAUUUGGGCCAAAAUGUCCGAGCCUAAAGUGCUUCAGAAUACAGGAAAGUUUGUGAGUGAAACUCGAGCCGAGGGAGAUGACUUCUUCAAUGAAGCUGGUUACCGACAGUCGCGGGAGAAUGAUAAAAUUGAUUCCAAGUAUGGAUUCGACAGGGUCAAGGAUAGCCUGGAACGGACCGGCUACUUGAUCAACAUGCAUGCGAACGAAGUCCUGGACGAGGAUCGCCGAUUGACGGCUGCUCUGGAUCUAUUCUUCAUUCAAAUGGAUGGCUCUCGCUUCAAGUGUACAGUGGCGUAUAAACCAUAUCUGUUGGUGCGACCCGAGGAUAAUAUGCAUUUGGAAGUGGCCCGUUUUCUGGGGCGCAAAUAUUCUGGCCAGAUCGCUAGUCUGGAGCAUAUAACCAAAGAAGAUCUGGAUUUGCCCAAUCAUUUGGCGGGCCUGAAACAGCAUUAUUUAAAACUCUCUUUCCUAAAUCAAACCACCAUGACCAAGGUGAGGCGAGAAUUGCUGGCUGCAGUGCGUCGGAAUACGGAACGUCAAAAGUCCAAUACAUACUAUAUGCAAAUGCUGGCCUCAUCGCUGGCCCAGUCCUCCGCCAAUACAGAAGAUGGAUCAGGGAAGCGGCAACUCGACUAUUUCGACUGCAUCACAGAUAUACGGGAGCAUGAUGUACCCUACCAUGUGCGUGUGUCAAUUGAUUUGCGAAUCUUUUGCGGCCAAUGGUACAACAUUCGUUGCCGCAGUGGUGUCGAGAUGCCUACGAUCACAUGUCGGCCGGAUAUACUCGAUAGACCGGAGCCCGUGGUCCUGGCCUUUGAUAUUGAGACAACGAAAUUGCCAUUGAAAUUCCCCGAUGCCCAGACCGAUCAGAUUAUGAUGAUCUCGUAUAUGAUCGAUGGCCAGGGUUAUCUUAUAACGAAUCGUGAGAUAAUUUCAUCCAAUGUGGAGGACUUUGAGUACACUCCCAAACCGGAAUUUGAGGGUCAUUUUAUAAUAUUCAACGAGGAGAACGAGAUGCAAUUGCUGCAGAAAUUCUUUGAUCACAUUAUGGAGGUUCGUCCGCAUAUUGUGGUUACCUACAACGGGGAUUUCUUCGAUUGGCCAUUUGUCGAGACACGAGCGGCUGUCUAUGAUCUGGAUAUGAAGCAGGAGAUUGGCUUUUCUAAGGUGCGGGAUGGCAACUACUUGAGUCGUCCCUCCAUUCACAUGGAUUGCCUGUGCUGGGUGAAGCGUGAUUCCUAUUUGCCAGUGGGAUCGCAGGGUCUAAAGGCGGUGGCUAAGGCCAAAUUGCGCUACGAUCCAGUUGAACUGGAUCCCGAGGACAUGUGUCGCAUGGCUGUGGAGCAGCCGCAGGUCUUAUCCAACUAUUCCGUGUCGGAUGCAGUGGCAACCUACUAUCUAUAUAUGAAAUACGUUCAUCCCUUUAUCUUUGCCCUAAACACUAUUAUUCCCAUGGAACCGGAUGAGAUUUUGCGAAAAGGUUCCGGCACUCUAUGUGAGACUCUACUGAUGGUUGAGGCGUAUCAUGCGAAUAUCGUGUAUCCCAAUAAGCACAUGAGUGAGCUAAAUAAGCUCUCCAAUGAGGGUCAUGUCCUCGACUCGGAAACCUAUGUGGGCGGUCAUGUGGAAGCUCUCGAAUCGGGUGUUUUUCGGGCGGAUAUACCCUGUCGCUUUCGUCUGGAUCCGAACAUGGUGAAGCAGCUAAUGGAUCAAGUUGAUGCCGUGCUCCAUCAUGCCAUUGUGGUGGAGGAGGGCAUUCCACUGGAUAAAGUCACCAAUUUGGCCGAGACUAAACAAGAGAUCAUUCAGGCUUUGCAGGGACUUCAUGAUAUACCCCAACGACUGGAGCAACCGGUUAUCUAUCAUUUGGAUGUAGGCGCUAUGUACCCAAAUAUUAUUCUAACUAAUCGUCUGCAACCUUCGGCCAUGGUGACAGAUCUGGAUUGCGCUGCCUGCGAUUUCAAUAAGCCUGGUGUACGAUGUAAGCGUUCCAUGGACUGGUUAUGGCGUGGUGAGAUGUUGCCUGCUUCGCGCAAUGAAUUCCAACGCAUCCAACAACAAUUGGAGACUGAGAAAUUUCCACCUCUAUUCCCGGGUGGACCAACCCGAGCAUUUCACGAGCUCUCCAAGGAGGAUCAGGCUGCCUACGAGAAGAAACGUCUAUCGGACUAUUGCCGCAAGGCGUACAAAAAGACGAAAAUCACAAAACUCGAGACACGCAACUCGACCAUUUGCCAGAAGGAGAACAGUUUCUAUGUGGACACGGUGCGUGCGUUUCGUGAUCGUCGCUACGAGUACAAGGGACUGACCAAAGUGGCCAAGGCUUCGGUAACAGCGGCCGUGGCUUCGGGAGAUGCCUCCGAGAUUAAGGCGGCAAAGGGACGCGAAGUACUCUACGAUUCGCUGCAGUUGGCCCACAAGUGUAUUCUUAAUUCCUUCUAUGGCUAUGUGAUGCGUCGUGGAGCUCGUUGGCAUUCCAUGCCUAUGGCCGGAAUAGUUUGUCUAACUGGAUCGAAUAUUAUUACCAAAGCUCGAGAGAUUAUUGAGCGAGUAGGUCGGCCAUUGGAAUUGGAUACUGAUGGUAUUUGGUGCAUAUUGCCUGGAUCAUUUCCCCAGGAAUUCACCAUACAUACCACUCAUGAGAAGAAGAAGAAGAUUAACAUUUCUUAUCCGAAUGCGGUGCUCAAUACCAUGGUCAAGGAUCAUUUUACCAACGAUCAAUAUCACGAAUUGAAACCAUCUGCUGGUGAUGGUGAACCUCCCGCCUAUGAGUUGCGCGAAGAGAAUUCCAUUUUCUUUGAAGUAGACGGUCCAUAUUUGGCCAUGGUUCUACCCGCCGCCAAGGAGGAGGGCAAGAAGCUAAAGAAACGUUAUGCCGUCUUCAAUUUCGAUGGAUCACUCGCAGAAUUGAAGGGUUUCGAGGUGAAACGUCGCGGCGAACUGCAGCUGAUCAAGAAUUUUCAGAGUUCCGUGUUCGAAGCGUUUCUGGCAGGUAGCACUCUGGAGGAAUGCUAUGCUUCGGUGGCCAAGGUGGCUGACUAUUGGCUAGAUGUCCUCUACAGUCGUGGUUCGAAUUUGCCAGACUCCGAGCUCUUCGAAUUGAUAUCGGAGAACAAAUCCAUGUCGAAGAAACUAGAAGAGUAUGGAGCACAGAAGAGUACAUCGAUAUCAACGGCCAAACGUUUGGCCGAAUUCCUGGGUGAACAGAUGGUUAAGGAUGCCGGCUUGGCCUGCAAGUAUAUCAUAUCCAAGAAACCGGAAGGAGCUCCAGUUACCGAAAGAGCCAUACCAUUGGCUAUCUUUCAGUCGGAGCAGAGUGUACGACGCCAUCAUCUGAGACGUUGGCUUAAGGACAACACCAUGGGUGAUGCGGAUAUACGAGAUGUGCUCGAUUGGAACUACUAUAUCGAGCGUUUGGGUGGAACUAUUCAAAAAAUCAUCACCAUUCCCGCUGCCCUGCAAGGCUUGGCCAAUCCUGUGCCGCGGGUCCAGCAUCCAGAUUGGCUGCACAAGAAAAUGCUCGAAAAGAACGAUGUUCUCAAGCAGAGGCGCAUUAAUGAGAUGUUCACCAGCAGACCGAAACCAAAACCGGCUAUGGAAAGGCAUGAGGAUAAGGACUUAGAUAUGGAGGAUUUGGCUGGCAAGGAUGGUCCCGAGGAUGGACUGGCGGCUGGUAGGCCAGUGGUUACCAAGCGCAAGAGAGUCCAGCUUAAUGACGAGGAUGAGGAAUCUUCUGCCGCUGCUACAACUUGGCGUCAGGCCUUAGGUGCUCCACCCCCAAUCGGUGAGACGCGCAAAACAAUUGUCGAAUGGGUGAAAUUCCAGAAACGUAAAUGGGCGUGGCAGCAGGAGCAACGUGAUCGCUGCCGUCAAGCGCAAAAACGUCAACGAGCUGGAGCCGGCGGAAAUGAGGAGGCCUCGUCGUCUGCCAUGGCAAGAUCGGGACCAUCUGCAGCCACUUUAGGUGGCUUCCUGAGACGAGCUCAACGCUCUCUCCUCGAUCAGCCAUGGCAGAUUCUACAGCUAGUGCCAGUCGAUGAUCUUGGACAUUUUACGGUUUGGGCACUAAUUGGAGAGGAACUGCAUCGCAUUAAACUGACCGUGCCCAGAAUUUUCUAUGUCAAUCAACGCAGUGCCGCGCCGCCAGAGGAGGGUCAAUUGUGGCGCAAAGUCAAUCGGGUGUUGCCCCGAUCUCGACCAGUUUACAAUCUUUAUCGUUACAGUGUGCCGGAGCAAGUGUUUCGCGACAAUUCACUGGGCAUGUUGGCCGAUUUGGCCACUCCCGACAUUGAGGGCAUCUACGAGACGCAAAUGACCCUUGAAUUUCGUGCCCUCAUGGACAUGGGCUGCAUUUGUGGAGUGCAGCGGGAUGAGUCGCGUCGUCUGGCCAUGUUGCCGACCAAAGAUCUGGAGAGCUUUAGCAUCGAACAGUUGGAGCAACGUCCUCAGUCUCACAUAAAGUACCUGCAAUAUGCCGGCUCGAGAAUGCGUAAGAUUUAUUUGUACCAACAUAAUAUACCCACAGCCAAGAAGGAAAUCUGGGCCCUAUUCGUCAUGCCCAGCAAGAAAGCAUAUAUAUUUGCCCUGGACACAGUGCGAACCAAUCAGAUGCCAAAUAUGCGGCAACUCUACACGGCGGAACGUCUUGCCCUGCUCAAGAAUCUAAGUCAGGAGACCGAGCAGGCGAAAAUUCCAUCGGAGGACUUUACAUUUGAAGUGAUCAUUGAGGUGGAUGUCAAGCAGAUUCAUCGGCAAAUCCAACGUGUGCUCACCGCCUACAAGCAGGAGCAUUCGGGACCAACCAUGUUGUGCCUGCAAACGGCCAUCGAGGCCAGGAAAAUGAGUAAUUCGAUGCCAAUGCUCCUGGAAUUCCCACAAUCUCAAAUACACAUCUCCGAUGAUGCGAGUCUGCUUUCUGGCCUGGAUUGGCAGCGACAGGGCUCACGUGCCGUAAUCCGUCAUUUUCUCAACCUGAACAAUGUACUGGAUCUAAUGUUGGAUCAAUGUCGUUACUUCCAUGUACCAAUUGGUAACAUGCCGCCGGACACGGUGCUCUUUGGGGCCGAUUUGUUCUUUGCUCGCCUCCUGCAGCGUCAUAACUUCGUUUUGUGGUGGUCGGCCAGUACACGACCCGAUCUUGGUGGCCGUGAGGCCGAUGACAGUCGUCUGCUAGCCGAAUUCGAGGAGACCAUCAGUGUGGUGCAGAACAAGGCGGGUUUCUAUGGCGAUGUGUGCGUAGAAUUGGCCCUGGACAGUCUGGCAGUGAGCGCUCUGUUGCAGUCCAAUAAAAUACAGGAAAUGGAGGGAGCCUCCUCGGCCAUCACCUUCGAUGUGAUGCCACAGGCUUCGCUGGAGGAAAUGAUUGGCACUGUGCCGGCUGCAACUUUGCCCAGCUACGAUGAGACCGCCCUCUGUUCGGCAGCCUUUCGUGUAAUGCGUUCCAUGGUAAAUGGUUGGCUACGUGAGGUUUCCAUCAAUCGGAAUAUAUUCUCUGAUUUCCAAAUUGUCCAUUUCUAUCGAUGGGUUCGCUCGAGCAACGCUCUUCUCUAUGAUCCGGCUCUGCGGCGAUCCCUCAACAAUCUGAUGCGAAAGAUGUUCUUGAGGAUUAUAGCCGAAUUCAAGCGCCUGGGUGCCACCAUAGUCUAUGCAGACUUUAAUCGUAUUAUAUUGAGUUCAGGCAAGAAAUCGGUGUCGGAUGCAUUGGGAUAUGUGGAUUAUAUAGUCCAAAGUUUAAGGAACAAGGAAAUGUUCCAUUCAAUACAAUUGAGUUUCGAGCAAUGCUGGAACUUUAUGCUCUGGCUGGAUCAGGCCAAUUUCUCGGGUAUACGGGGAAAACUGCCAAAAGGUAUCGAUGAGACGGUGUCAUCCAUAGUUUCCACUACCAUGCGAACCGCAGCAGCUGAUGCCGAUGAGGUGGAUAAUAAUGAUGAUGAUGAUGACGAGGAUGAUGACAAUGCAGAAAAUAGAGAUCCCGACUUGCAAGUGGUAGAGGAUCAAGAGCAGGAGGAGGAAGAACUUUCGCUAGAGUUGAAUUGGACUAUUGGCGAACAUUUGCCCGAGGAGAAUGAGUGUCGAGAGAAAUUUGAAUCUCUGCUGACGCUUUUCAUGCAAUCUUUAUCCGAGAGAAAGACCACCGAGCAGGCAAUUAAGGAUAUUUCCCAUUGUGCCUUCGAUUAUGUCCUCAAAUUGCACAAGAACUAUGGCAAGGGUAAGCCCAGUCCUGGUUUGGAGCUAAUACGCACAAUGGUCAAGGUGCUUAGUGUGGACAAAACCUUGGCGGAACAGAUCAAUGAACUGCGCAAGAAUAUGCUACGAUUGGUGGGCAUUGGUGAGUUCUCCGAUCUGGCCGAAUGGACGGAUCCCUGUGAUAGCUAUAUCAUCAACGAGGUCAUCUGCAAGGCCUGCAAUCACUGUCGAGAUUUAGAUUUGUGCAAGGACAAACAUCGGGCCAUGAAGGAUGGCAUUCCUGUGUGGCUGUGCGCCCAGUGUUAUGUGGCCUAUGACAAUGAGGAGAUUGAGAUGCGAAUGAUUGAUGUGCUUCAGCGUAAAUUAAUGUCAUAUGUUCUGCAGGAUUUACGUUGUGCCCGCUGCAAUGAGAUAAAGCGUGAGAAUUUGGCAGAGUUUUGCACUUGUGCUGGAAACUUUGUGCCUCUAAUUAGUGGCAAGGACAUUAAGUCAUUGCUAAGCACAUUCAGCAAAGUGGCCAGCAAUCAUAAGAUGCAGUUGCUCCAGGAGACAGUACAGCAGGCACUGAAAACACCACGAUAGAUGGCACUUAGUUUAUAAGAUGAUGAUGAUACUAAAGGAACACUCUGAAUUCCACAA